CAACUUCCGCCGGAGUCUCGUCGAUUGGACCGCCUCUCUCCUCCCGUCAAAAUUCGGGUGUUGUCGUCUCGAGGCGCCCUGUCGGAGGAGGAAAAGCAACGGAGACGGGAACUUGCACUGACUAGCGUUUUAACCCAAAAAAAAGGAGGGGGAAAAAGGAGGAGAAACCAAGUGAAAAAUAGUUAAAUAUUAACAGUAAACGUCAGCGGAAAGUGAGAGUGAGCACCGACUCUGCAGCCUUGAAGUGGACGGACUGUGGGCUUCUUUUCCUUUUUUUCCCCCCCAGCUGGCUGUCUACUGUGUGUUGUAAACACGUUUCGUGUACACUUCAGUAGUUGUGACAUUGUGCUCCAGAGCUGAGGCAAAGGUCUGUGUUGACGGAUACAGUUCGACCCAGUACGGAGACACGGAAAGACGUGAGCGUACGUUAACCACAUCGGCCAGAUCGUCCCCGAGGUCUCAUCCCGGUUGGACAUGCGUGGAACACCUUAGCAGAGAUGCGUCAAGGAGACAUCCUAAUCAGAUCCCAAGCGGCCUCAUCAGGCUCCUCUCAAUGUGGAGGAGAAGCGACUCUACUCUGAGCCCCUCCCAGCUUCUGACCAAGCUUCUCACCCUAUCUAUAAGGGAAAGUCCAGUCACCCUAUGGAGAAACCUCAUUUAGCCAUGCUUUGUCUGGUCCCUCCCUCAGGACCUGUUUGCCCGAGGCAACCUUGCCAGGGGCAUAAAAGCCUAGACAACUUAACUUCUUGGAUCUCCGGGACACACACCUCUCCACCACAAUAAGUGUUGAAUGCCCAGAAUGUCUUCAAAGGCUCACAGUUCCAAUAACAUCGCCCAUGCCAGGCGGACCGUGCAGCAGCUGAGGAUAGAGGCCAGCAUCGAAAGGAUAAAGGUAUCCAAGGCGUCGGCGGACCUCAUGACUUACUGCAACGAUCACGCCAAAAACGAUCCACUCCUCAUGGGCAUCCCCGCUUCAGACAAUCCCUUUAAGGACAAAAAACCCUGCACUAUAUUGUAGGAGGGGGGCAGGGGAGGAAUACCACUCAACCUUUAUGGGUCGGAUUUUUUUUUUUUUUUUUUGGGCUUAUUAAUGUUGCUGUGUUGUGUUUGUCGGGAGGAGUGAAGGGUGGACUGUGAUCAUAUCGUUACCACGGGCUUGUCUUUUUUUGUGUUAACAAAUUACUGACGCAACCAUGUUUGUUUUGUUUUUGUCUUUCUCCAAAACGUUCCGCGUUCCGUGUUCUACGACACCAACACUCAAGUCUAUAAUCACUGUGCCGCUCUUUGGGUCCGCUCCCGUGACCAGUACCCGAGCCUUUGGCUGCAUGAACUGACACGACAACAGGCACUUCCUGGAGUCACCGUUGGUUCUCAGCUCAGUGAGUUCUCAUAUCGGAAAGCGACUGUUAUUAUCUCUCAGCGGUGGGUUCAUGCAGCCCUUUAAAAAAAAUGUACUUUAACAGUUUCGACUGGCAUCCUUUUUACAUCCGGUUCAGAGUCGGGGUUUUUUCACUUAAGCUAAAGUUACCAGGCGUCCUUGACAAUCCAGAAUCCGUGUGAUCCACAUUGAUGUCAUCAGCAGGUUGAAACGUCAGGUUCACACAAAUGUUUCUUUUUUUUUUUCAGUUUUUUUUAAAAAUCUAAUUCUAUCUUUGCUCUAGAUAUUAAAUACAAUGAACUCACAAUUAUCACAAGGAUACAUUCUAGACCCGCCCACACUAGGUAAAAACUUUCAAUCGUGAGAGAUCAUAUCUUUAGCAUAUCAUAAAAGUAAUUUUUCUUUUUUUUUUUAUAAAAAAAUAAAAAAACUAAAGACAAAACAACACAAUAGUGAGUGUCCGGUUGCCUUGAUUUAAUUUUUGCAGAUUACCGUCACCUGGAUGACUGAGAAUCUCCACAGGAAAAAAAAAAAAGACAAUUUUUAGCAAGUGGAUUGGUAUUUUUUUUAUUGAUAUCUUGACAGCAAGUCUAAAAUAAACUUGACAAAUAUGUUAUCCGGCAAAAAAAAUACAAAAUAAAAAAAAAUUGUAUCCCUUUUACAUACUUUAAAAACAUUUCAACUUAAAACAGACUCUUUAAAGUUUUCCUUUGUGUCUGUCACUCUGUCGACAAUACUCCCUAAAAUCGGCAAAGCUGCCUUGACAGCCAGAACACCAAAAUGUUCACCCACAUCCUGCACCUUCAUCCAACAAACAUAUCUUAGCGUAAUUCUAACACGUGCAAAACACCGUAGAAAAACGAUUAUAGAUGUUACAGCAAUUUGAAACUUUUAAAUAUCUGCUACAUGGAGCAGAAACACAUACUGAGGCACAUCUUUGUGCAAACACGGACCAUUUACUGGAGCUUUGUAGGGCACCUUUUCUGCCUCAACUUCCUGCUACAUCUCUUCUAGUCGACCUCAGUAUUAAUUUACUGAAGAUGCCCAACUCUAAAUUCGGAGUACAUUGUAAAAAGCCGUUAAAAAAAACAAAUCACUUGAAAAUCCACUAUAUAGCAAGCGUUCACUGAAAACAGUUGUCCGUAUGUCAAAUUCAGAACAUAAAUGAUUUCAGCACGCAAAUUCAUUUGCCAGCUUACAUGCUGUGUAAUUGUGCCGUUAAACUAGCGGGAGCAAACCAAAAAGGCAGCGUUUCAAAGCGCCUGCUGUGCAUUUCCCAACACUACUCGCAGUUCAGGUUAAAAAUCGUAAAAAUCUGACCGUCUAUGCGUAUUUCUCAGAUUCCAGUUUGCAAUGUAGGCGCUAAGCUGACAGCUGCGUUCGUCACUGAGGUGCACCGCAAAAAAAAAAACAUUACAUCAUAACGGUGGAACACAGUGUGACGCGUCAAUGAAUGUAACAAACAAGGACAUUUUUGUCACAAUCCAAAUGCUUUCCUCGUUAUUAUUCUCUGUCAACCAAUCAACAGACAGCAUCCUGUAUUAUUUAUUGCAUUCAUUUAGCGUCCCCCCACUAAAAUUGCUUCAUUUGAAUGAUACCUUUUUAUUUAUACAUUCAAUACAUUGCAUGUAAAUAAUCAAUAAAAUUACCCAUUUUAUGGAUACACUCAACAUACUUUUGCGUACGUUUAUACGAUUUAUUUUAUUACAGUUAGUGGUGCUUUGAGAUACGAAUACCUUGACUUCCAACUUUUUCAAGAUAUUAGCCAUCACUUAGCCAAUCUUUUUUUUUAAUCUUGAGCUGAGAAAAACCAUAAUAUCUGGCUGCCAUCAACUCACAUUGGUUUCCUUGCAAUUUAAGGGCGAUACAGUCGUGGUUUCUCUUCACAUUUUCCGUGUUUGCAACCUCCGCAGAGAAGCAAAGUACAGUAGUGCUGGCUACAAUUCUUGUGAAAAACAUGGUUUUUUUUGGGCGGGGGGUGUUAUAGAUUAACAGCAUUUCCAUUCAUUUCUGUGAAACACAUGAAACUUAUCUCACUUUAUUGGUUUACUAAUUAUAAUUAAAAUUAUUCUAAGUACAAUUUUUUAAAAAGUUAAGAAAAUAUUGUAUUAUUUAAAGAAGUUUUUUAUUUUAUUUUUUUUUUAACUCACACCUGGUCCUGAGCCCCAAUGUUUUCCCCACCUCUCAUCCUUUCCAAUUUGAUACCACUUUGGUAGGGUGCCAAAAAAAAAAAAAAAAAAAGACAAACCUUGUGCUGAACUGUGUUCAGUUUUUUGGAAACGUGCACGUCCUUGGGUCAAUUGUGAGAUUUUGGUGUUCAUUGGACAAAAAAACGAUGGCCGAAAGCACCGUUUGUCCUCUCACUCUUUGACAGCCUUAUUUGCGCUUGCCUUAUAUUCUGAAGAACACGUACCGGGAGAACUUUGUUUCUAUCUUUUCUUUCAUUUUGAAAUCUACAGGAUGAAAGUCAUGUAUAACAAUAGUGCCAUGUUUGUGUCUUAUUCUGUGUGGUGCAAAAACUCUUAUCUCGUUCGACUUGCCCGGUGCUUCUCUUUUUUGCAAUUCUUGUUAUACAACUUUUUUUUUUUUUAUUGUCUCUAACAAACAGUCAGUUUCCCUUAUUUGCAAUAAUUCCUAUAAAAGCUGUUGAGAAAUGUUGAGCUUACCACUGCCAAUGUCAUCAUUUCUGUCCAUUAGGCAACUGUGCCAUUUGAUAGAAUAACUGUCAAAUGUGACUUUUGAGUAUGCUCAUUAAUAUUAUUAUUAUUAUUAUUGGCAAUAAUAAUAAUGAUAAUAAUAAUAAUGGUCUUUGUCUGAAGAUGAAGCAAGUGAAAUGUUCCUGUCAUUGUUCUAAUAGCUCAAUAAAGAUGUGUUGUGUCAGA
Molecule: messenger RNA, 4260 nt
Organism: Syngnathoides biaculeatus (alligator pipefish)
Lineage: Eukaryota; Metazoa; Chordata; Actinopteri; Syngnathiformes; Syngnathidae
Gene: gng12a
Product: guanine nucleotide binding protein (G protein), gamma 12a
Exons: 4
Coding region: 791-1018 (75 amino acids)
Biological process (GO): G protein-coupled receptor signaling pathway
Cellular component (GO): heterotrimeric G-protein complex
Molecular function (GO): G-protein beta-subunit binding
Source: RefSeq, a predicted model, not a curated record